This is a messenger RNA of Alternaria infectoria, 1071 nucleotides long. Its product is annotated as translation elongation factor EF-1 alpha. The record is from RefSeq and is a predicted model, not a curated record. NCBI's taxonomy places the organism in Eukaryota, Fungi, Ascomycota, Dothideomycetes, Pleosporales, Pleosporaceae. The transcript has a single exon. Gene Ontology annotation, molecular function: GTPase activity; translation elongation factor activity; GTP binding. Gene Ontology annotation, biological process: translation; translational elongation. Bases 1 to 1071 code for a protein of 356 amino acids.
AUGAUCACUGGUACUUCCCAGGCCGACUGCGCUAUUCUCAUCAUUGCCGCCGGUACUGGUGAGUUCGAGGCUGGUAUCUCCAAGGAUGGCCAGACUCGUGAGCACGCUCUUCUCGCCUACACUCUCGGUGUCAAGCAGCUCAUCGUUGCCAUCAACAAGAUGGACACCACCAAGUGGUCCGAGGAGCGUUACCAGGAGAUCAUCAAGGAGACCUCCAACUUCAUCAAGAAGGUCGGCUACAACCCCAAGCACGUUCCCUUCGUCCCCAUCUCCGGCUUCAACGGUGACAACAUGAUUGAGGCUUCCUCCAACUGCCCCUGGUACAAGGGUUGGGAGAAGGAGACCAAGGCCAAGGCCACUGGUAAGACCCUCCUCGAGGCCAUUGACGCCAUCGACCCUCCCAGCCGUCCCACCGACAAGCCCCUCCGUCUUCCCCUCCAGGAUGUCUACAAGAUUGGUGGUAUUGGCACGGUGCCCGUCGGUCGUGUCGAGACCGGUAUCAUCAAGGCCGGUAUGGUCGUCACCUUCGCCCCCGCUGGUGUCACCACUGAGGUCAAGUCCGUCGAGAUGCACCACGAGCAGCUUGUCGAGGGUGUCCCCGGUGACAACGUCGGCUUCAACGUCAAGAACGUCUCCGUCAAGGAGAUCCGUCGUGGCAACGUUGCCGGUGACUCCAAGAACGACCCCCCCAAGGGUGCCGAGUCCUUCAACGCCCAGGUCAUCGUCCUCAACCACCCUGGUCAGGUCGGUGCCGGUUACGCACCAGUCCUCGACUGCCACACCGCCCACAUUGCUUGCAAGUUCUCCGAGCUCCUCGAGAAGAUUGACCGCCGUACCGGAAAGUCUGUUGAGAACUCCCCCAAGUUCAUCAAGUCCGGUGACGCCGCCAUCGUCAAGAUGGUUCCCUCCAAGCCCAUGUGCGUUGAGGCUUUCACUGACUACCCUCCCCUCGGUCGUUUCGCUGUCCGUGACAUGCGUCAGACCGUUGCCGUCGGUGUCAUCAAGUCCGUCGCCAAGGCCGACAAGGCUGGCAAGGUCACCAAGGCCGCCCAGAAGGCUUCCAAGAAAUAA